This is a messenger RNA of Saprolegnia parasitica CBS 223.65, 1254 nucleotides long. RefSeq lists its product as hypothetical. NCBI's taxonomy places the organism in Eukaryota, Oomycota, Saprolegniomycetes, Saprolegniales, Saprolegniaceae. The transcript is spliced from 6 exons. The coding region runs from base 67 to 1251 and encodes 394 amino acids. Gene Ontology annotation, molecular function: RNA polymerase II cis-regulatory region sequence-specific DNA binding; DNA-binding transcription factor activity, RNA polymerase II-specific. Gene Ontology annotation, cellular component: RNA polymerase II transcription regulator complex. The record is from RefSeq and is a predicted model, not a curated record. Gene Ontology annotation, biological process: regulation of transcription by RNA polymerase II.
CGUUGGACAAAAAACUAGUGGGGUUUUUGCGAUCUUCCGAGACAGGCCCACGAAGCGGCGAGGAGGAUGCUGCUGGCGCCGGCAAAGGAGCGCUCGGCGCGCAACACCAACCUCCAGCGUAUGGACAAGUCCAUUACAGUCCUCAGCAUCAAGUUUUGUGCCAUGCUCCGCAACGCGCCGGACGCCGUCAACAUUGUGCAUGCGGCCAAAUCACUAGGUACACAGAAGCGCCGGCUGCACGAGAUCUUGAACAUCAUCCAAAGCGUCGGCCUCAUCGCCAAGGUUGGCAUUGGCCUCUGCCGCUGGAUCGGCGACGAGGCCAUGCUCGCAACGCUCCAGCGCCUCAAGCACCCUUCGCCGGACGAAGCGCCCGUCGCGAGGAAAGCCGUCGCAACGGCGCUCAGCGAGCGCUUCCUUCAAGUCUUCCUGCACCAGGAACGACCGGAGCCCGUCGUGCUCGAAGACAUCAUGCACGUCGUGACGGCCGACAUUGCCGCAUGCGGCGACGAGCACCCCGUGUGUAGGCUGCCAUGUCUCGCGACGCCGUGCCGGGUGCUCAUGGCUCGUGUAGCGCCGACACGUCGCAUUUACGACAUUGCCAACGUGCUGUGCUCGCUCAACCUCAUCAAGAAGAUCCUCGUCAUCAAGCCCGAGACGCGGCGAAAGCACAUCACGUUCAUCUGGUGCGGUCCGUGCCCGACCCACCUUCCAGCAGCCAUCGACGCGAGCCCGCCGGCCAAGCGCCAUCGCCCGGACGUCUACCCGCGCAUCCGGCUUCUCGAGCCGACCGACUCGGACGCGACGACGACGGCCGACAGGAGCCCACCGUUCUCGCCGCCGCUAGUCUUUCCGCCGACGCACCACCAUCGCCCACUGCCGAUGCUCGAGGCCUCGCCCUUGUACCUCAUUUUGCGCAACGAGCAGCUGGGAAAGGAGCUGGCCGAGGCGAGAGCGCGCGAAUCCGAGCUCACGGCGCGGGUCGCUCGCCUCGAGGAGCAGCUUCUCAAGUCCGCGCACCUCCGCCGCCCGCCAACGCUCCGCCCGCUGCCGUUCCAGACCGAGCUGGACGCGCGCGGCGCGACGUCGCCAACCCACACGUCGCUCAUGGCCGCGUCGACGCUGCUGAGCUUUACGCCGCGCGACGGGCACAAGGACGACAAGGAGAACGUGUCGGCGCGCAACCGCGGCUUCUCGCGCGAGGCCAGCACCGAACCUCACUUUUGCAGCCUGCCCUUUCCGCGAUUUUCCUAACUG